AUGCCCUGCUCCAGGAAUCCCAGCCCAGGGAUGUCCCCGGACAGCGGCGACUUGAGUGGUCUGAGCCCUGUGGCGCCCCCAAGGGGCCUGAGGAAGCCUCCUGCAGAUAAGAGAGCCCAGUCCUUGGACCGGCAGGUUCCCAAGAAAAACUCUGAGUCCUUGAACUCCAAGUACCCCUCCGGGCCCACCCACAAGAAGGUGCUUCGCCGGACAUCCAGUGAUGUGGCCAGAGGUUCUGGGAACCCAUCUCACUUUGCAGAGGUCCAGGAAGCUGUGGUCACAGCCCUCCCUCUGGGAGAGGGGAGCGAAUUUCUCUCCUGUGAGCAUGGGCCCCCAGAAGACACUAAGAAAGAGAAGCCCCCGAAGCAAACCCAGCAGAGCUGGGCCAGUAUGUUGCUAAAUAUCUUUUUACCAAGGACUGGUCUAGAGGAGUCCAGAGAAAAGGCCAGCAGGAAGUCAAAGGGGAAAGGGCAGACCAGCAAGUCCCCAGAGGCAGGGGAGGAGCCUGGCCUCAGGAAGAAAUCCCAGGAGAAGAGGACCAGCCACAAGCAUGGUCACAGGAAGCCUGCUGCUGAGGAGGCCACAGGGCCCCAGAGCUCAGAGGCAGAAGGCCAAGAAGACAUACUGCCCAGCUUGGCUGCCUCACAGUCCCAGGGAGCGGACCUGGGGCUGAUCUGCAGGGGGAGACCAGAUCCUGAAAUUCCCCAGGCUUUGCCCGUUGAGGAAGGCCAUGCUGACUCCUCAGAGAGCUCUGCUGGAGUUGCAGGUGCCCCAUCGGAAGAGGACCCCCAGAAGCCUGACCAGGAUGAAGUCAUCUGGAAGAUUGUGGAAUUACUCAAGAAAGCCGGAGACCAUUUGGAGGAAGAGCAAGUCCCUCAGCCGGAAGUCGUGCCCCCAAACCCACUGCCGCCCCCCAGGAAGAAAUCUCAGGAGAGGAAGGCCAGCCUGAAGAGAGCCUUGUCCCUCAAGAAGCCUGCCUCGGAGGAACCCAAGAGAGGGGGUGCAGCCACUGCCGUUGGUCCAGAAACACGGCCCAAGAGGCCCGGCUACCUACCCCUGUGUAUUAGCGGCCAGCGAGCUUCCACCUCCAGCAACCGUGACUCCGAGGAGCCCAGAUCCCAGGAGGUCCCAUCUGUGGACGGUGGAUGCCCAAAUUCCUCUGAGCUUCACACCCCAGCUGAAUGUCAGGGACCAGUGGAGAGGCCACCGAGGGACAAAGCCUGGGAAUCCCGAGAAUUCAGGCGGAAGAUCCUGGCCCUACUCCAAAGCUCAGAGGAACAGAAUGGGGAACAGCAAGUUCAAGUCCAGGAGGCAGAGGAGGCUGGAGAAAGCCCCGCACCCGCCUGCAAGGUGAAAUCUCAAAGGAAGAAGUCCAACCUCCGGCGCGCCUUUUCCCUCAGGAAACACGGCUCCAAGGAUUCCAAGAGACCAGAGGCUUCGGGGACCCUGGCUGCUGCCAGCCCAGAGGCCCGGCCACCCAAGAGGCACGGCUUCCUGCCCAUGUGUGUCGGUGGCCACAGAGCUUCCAUCUCCAGCGGUCCAGAAGACCUGGAGUUCCAGAAGCUGGAGGCUACAAGAGGGGAACCAUCUGGGUCCCCAGAAGGGUCUUUCCAGGCCAGAAGCCACGACCCAGAUGAGCAGCCUCUACCAGAGGGAGCCUGGGAAUCUAAGGAAUCCAUCAUCCAUAAGUUGGUAGAAGGUCUCCAAGAGGUGGACAGCGACCUAGGGAGGCAGAUCCGGAAGUACCCCAGCUUCAAAAAGUUUUUUAAUGGGUUCUCAGAUGCCUCCCUCAGAAAGCUGGUGGCCUCCUUAGACAGACAGAAGGCCCGCCUCUCAGAGGAAGACAGGAGCCCUGUCAACAGACCGCCACCAUGUGCCUUUGGCUCACUUAAGUUUUCUGCCAACCACAGCUGUGCCAUCUGCACCCUCAUGCAGUCCAGAGGGCAAUACAAGGGACACAGUUAUGCCCACUUCCUGUCCAGCAAGGCCCAGCAGAACAUCACGAGCCUGGCUGGCCAGAGUCCAGACUGAAGGCCAAAUCUCAUACCCAAGUUCUUUCGGACUAGUUCAGAGUCAGCGGCUUUGACCUAGAGGCCCCGAAGACACUGCAGAAUGGCACGGUUCUAAGCUUCUCAAACCCGUCUGGAGAAUGGACAACGAUGCUCUGUGUAGUUGGCACUGUCUGAGAAUGUUUUUCUUUCUGGAACUCGGACCCAGAAGCCAUGUUAGGGGUGGGCACUGGGUUCGGGUAAGGAGAGCAGGCUCUAACCACUGAACCUGAGGAGAGGCCUCAACUCUGCAUCUCUGCAUCGCACCAUCGUGAAGCAGGCCAACUGACACCAGCCAGAGCCAGCUUCCAAUGAGUCUUAGCUAGGGGUGUGUGUGAGCCUGUGUGUGUCUUUGUUGGGGUUAUGUAGGGUGUGGCUUUAGGUCAGAGGUCAACCUCAGAUGGCCGAUUCCAGUUCCAUCUACCUUGUUUUCCUGAGAUAGGAUCUGUCACUGGCCUGGGACUGGCCUAGUAGGUUUGUGUAAUGUUGAGAGCCUCAGGGACCCUUCUGUUUCUGCCUCUCCAGUGCUGACAUCACAACCAUGUGCCACCACACCCCACCAUAAACGGGUUGUAAUGACAUGCUCCCAUGACCUAGGGCAUGCAGCCUUCAUUCUGUCUUUCUGUAUGUUGUGAUGAGAUGCUCCCAUGACCUAGGACACACAGUCUUUGUCCUGUCCUGCAUGUUGUGAACAUGAAUCAGUCUCCCAGCAGGUGGAGUGUCCUGAGACGGCUCCUCUUGUAGACAAAGUCUAUUUGCACAACUAUGAGAUGUGGGUGCAAAAGGCCACCCAGCUGGCCAGUGACACAGGUGGGCAGCUUGACACACUCAGGUGAUAGGGCCACUGACUCCCUGGGCUGUCAGC
This is a messenger RNA of Cricetulus griseus (Chinese hamster), 2913 nucleotides long. NCBI's taxonomy places the organism in Eukaryota, Metazoa, Chordata, Mammalia, Rodentia, Cricetidae. The record is from RefSeq and is a predicted model, not a curated record.